Molecule: messenger RNA, 1096 nt
Organism: Perca flavescens (yellow perch)
Lineage: Eukaryota; Metazoa; Chordata; Actinopteri; Perciformes; Percidae
Exons: 5
Coding region: 1-1053 (350 amino acids)
Biological process (GO): response to bacterium
Source: RefSeq, a predicted model, not a curated record
AUGACAUCUCCAAAUUUUCUCUUCUAUCUGACAUGUUUGUUCUUCGGAAAAGUUGCUCAGAACACUGAUUCGAAAUUCUCCUCAUCUCUCCAUCAAGUAAAUGCUUUUGUAUCAGCUAAAACUGGGGAUAACUUUACUUUGCAAUGUUUCUAUGAAGGCAAUGCUGCUGCAAGGUUUUACUGGUAUAAGCAAACUCUGGGACAGAAACCACGGCUCAUCUCUACUUUCUACAAGUAUAAAACAAAUGAAAUAUUUCAUGAUGAAUUCAACAACAAUCCACGCUUUAAAUUGGAUACUGAAACAGGUAAAAAUCACUUGAAGAUAACAGAUUUGCAAAUUUCAGACUCCGCUACUUACUACUGCGCAAGAAGCUCCUCAUACAAGUUUGAAUUUUGCAAGGGCGCUACAGUCAAUGUAAAGGAUUCAGGUUUGAAGAUCCCAGCUACGGUCCAUCAGUCAGCAUCUGAGAGCAUCCAGCCAGGAGGCUCUGUGACUCUGGACUGUACAGUACACACUGGGACCUGUGAUGGAGAACACAGUGUUUACUGGUUCAAGAACUCGGAAGAAUCUCAGCCAGGACUCAUUUACACCCAUGGAGGCAGGAAUGAUCAGUGCAAGAGAAAACCCAACACACAAACACACACCUGUGUCUACAAGCUGCCGAUGAAGAGUCUGAAUCGUUCUCAUGCUGGGACCUACUACUGUGCUGUUGCCUCAUGUGGACACAUUCUGUUUGGAAAUGGGACUAAGCUGGAUUUAGAGGAUGAGGUGGACUCUCCUUCUUUAGUGUUUUUCUUGAGUGCAGCUUUGGCUUUCACCACCAUCCUGAUCGUUUUACUGGCUUUCUUAAUGUACAAGGUGAACAAAAGAAACAGCUGCCAAACUGCAGUAAACCACGCAACAUUUCCAUCUCCCUCCACAGCGAGUGCAGAGGGUUACCAAGAUGCAGACAACCUCCAUUAUGCUGCUCUAAAUGUCACCCUGCCCAACAGAUCAAGAAGACCGAGGAAAAACACCAACAAUGAAUGUGUGUACUCUAGUGUCAAGCAGUAGAACUGGACAUUAUUUCUACGUUCUGAGUAAGAUGGAAGAUUCU